CUUCUCUUGGCCCUUGAAAAGAGCUGCUGAACAUUUAUAAAGUGAACGAGCUCUUACUGAGACUUGACUUCAGAGCCACUGGGGUGACCUGGUCUUUUGACACAGCAACGCACUGCUUCUUGCCUUCCAGGGAUGGCUCUGAGCUCUCGGGCGCAUGCCUUCUCCGUGGAAGCCUUAGUGGGGAGACCCAGCAAAAGAAACCUCCAAGAGGGCGGAGAGGAAGAGGAGGAGAGAAGGAGAAGCGCUGCAGGGAAAAGCGAGCAGCCGGAAAAACAGCCUAAGACAGAGCCCUCAACAACUGCUUCCUCUGCCUGCGGCAGCGACAAUGACAAUGGCAACAGCCCUGAAAGUCUGGAAGAGAAAGAUAUUCAAAUGGAGCUUCAAGGAUCUGAAUUGUGGAAGAAAUUCCAUGACAUCGGGACUGAGAUGAUCAUUACUAAAGCGGGCAGGCGGAUGUUCCCCCCUGUUCGGGUCAAGGUGAAAGGGUUGGAUCCCGGGAAGCAGUACUAUAUGGUCAUCGAUGUGGUGCCAGUGGAUUCCAAACGCUAUAAGUAUGCGUAUCACAGCUCACAGUGGAUUGUAGCCGGGAAUACAGACCAUUUGUGCAUCACUCCUAGAUUCUAUGUUCACCCGGACUCACCCUGCUCAGGAGAGACCUGGAUGCGGCAGAUCAUCUGCUUUGAUCGCAUGAAACUCACCAACAAUGAAUUGGAUGACAAAGGCCAUAUCAUUCUGCAAUCCAUGCAUAAGUACAAACCCCGAGUGCAUGUGAUGGAGCAAGACAGCAGUGUUGACCUGUCCCAGAUUCAGUGCUUGUCCACUGAAAGGGUUAAAACAUUCUCCUUUAAAGUAACUGAGUUCAUCACAGUAACGGCUUACCAAAACCAACAGAUCACUAAACUAAAAAUAGACAGAAAUCCUUUUGCUAAAGGAUUUAGAGAUCCUGGAAGAAACAGGGGUCUACUGGAUGGGCUUUUAGACACCUACCCAUGGAGGCCUUCUUUCACUCUCAAUUAUAAAAUCUUUGGCACAGACACACAAAGUGGAAGCAGUGGCUCAUCUCCAGUGGCCUCUAGUGGAGGGACCCCCUCUCCUUUGAACUCCUUACUUUAUCCACCUUGCUUUUCACCUAUGUUUCAUUUACCUACAAGCUCUCUUGGAAUGCCCUUGGACAAUGUCAACCUGCCUCUUUGCUGCAAGAGUUGUCCAACUAAUUUUUGGCAACAGCAACCUCUUGUUUUACCUGCUCCUGAAAGACUGGCAAGCAGCAACAGUUCUCAGACUUUUGCCCCACUCAUGAUGCAAGUGCCUGUGUUAUCUUCCCUGGGGGUCACCAAUUCUAAAAGUGAUUCAUCUGCAGACUCCAGUGAUCAGGGUCUACAAGCACCUAUUUCUACCGGUCAAAUGUUAUAUGGAUUACAGGCACCUGGAAGUAUUUUUCUGCCAAGCCCCAUCACCCAGGAAGCACUUGGUUGCUCCUUUCAUCCUUCCUAUGGCUUUUGGACAGAAUUCCUUAUGCCAUCUAGACUGAUAAAUGCUUCCAACCAUCUUAAAGUGAAUGACAACAGUCAAGUUUCUUUUAGAGAAGGCAAAUGUAAUGAUGUUUGUUGGUAUCCAGCAAUUAACCAUUACCUUUAG
Messenger RNA from Saimiri boliviensis boliviensis (Bolivian squirrel monkey), 1638 nucleotides. RefSeq names its product T-box transcription factor 22 (gene TBX22). The record is from RefSeq and is a predicted model, not a curated record. Gene Ontology annotation, cellular component: nucleus; chromatin. NCBI's taxonomy places the organism in Eukaryota, Metazoa, Chordata, Mammalia, Primates, Cebidae. Gene Ontology annotation, biological process: regulation of transcription by RNA polymerase II; cell fate specification; positive regulation of DNA-templated transcription. Gene Ontology annotation, molecular function: DNA-binding transcription factor activity, RNA polymerase II-specific; RNA polymerase II cis-regulatory region sequence-specific DNA binding.